AUGAACGCCCCACCUAUCCCUCCAGAGCAGCUCGACUGCUAUGAAAUUCUCGGAGUAAAUGAACGCGCCGUGUACGCCACGAUAGAGCGGUGCUACAAGCGAUUACAAGCUGCAUUCCAUCCUGACAGCAGAAGAGUUGGUGCCACACCCAGCACUGAGCAUUCCCAGAACAUUGGGGCUGCGUGGGACACCCUCAAGGACACUAGCGCGAGACGAAGAUACGACAGAGAUUACAUCAGGAUCCGCAGAGAGUGGGACGUCUACCGCAUCAGGUUGGGGGCAUGGGAAGCUGAGCAACGUGAAAAAGCACGACGCCAGGCAAGAGCUAUAGAACGACAAAGGAAAGUCGCGGACGAGGAGGCGAGGCUUGAAAAAGAGAAGUUGAAAGCAUUGAAAGAGAGAGCGGCUGAAGCGACGAGGCGACAUGCCGAGCGCGUCGAGGCUGAGGAAUUACGUCUUCGAGAGCAGGAAAAACAAGAGGAGAUAAUCCGACGACGAGAGAACGAAGCACAGAGCGCACGAGAGCGGCUACAGGAAGAAAAAAGACGGCAAGGCAUAGCUCGAGCCAAGGAAGAAGCCCGCAUAAAGGCUGACUGGGAGAGAGCACAGAGAGAGAAAAAUCUCACAAAGGGGGCUGGAGUGUCACAACGCGCACCAGAUGAAAGAGACGAGCUAAGAGAACGCUGGCGUCAUGCGAAAGAUCGGACGACAGAGCAAGCUCAUGCAGCCGGACGUAUGAAUGAUGCGGCCGCUAAGGAGAGACUUCGCAAGCAGAAGGAGGAAAUACCCCAACCAAACGAAGACAACCAUAGGCGACAUGCAGAACCUCCUCAGGAAGGUACUCAAGAAACGGAACGGCUGGCCAGAAAACAGCGUGAAGCAGACGAAAGACAGGCUAAAGUUAUCGCCAACGCGCAGAAACGACAAGAAGAAGCAGCUAAAGAGCGACUACGUCGUGAACAACUCCACUCCACGUCGCUGAAGCGGCCCGCCUCCGACGAUGUCGAGGAUGCGCAAGAUAUGGCAGACACCAAGAAGCCUAAAGUUCAAGAGCCCAUGACAUCAGGCCUCCGUAAGCAUAUGGCUCGAGAACAAGCCCGGCGAGUUCAUACCCAGAAACUUCAGGAGGUAGGUGGCCCAGGAAAUGAAGAGCGCCUGAGAGACGUCAGUAUCGACUUGGGAUGGAAACAUGUGGACUAUCAGAACAAGGCAUGUCCUCAAUGCCACACGAAGAAAAGUGCGGCGCAAUUCGGACUAUGGGAGUGUCCAGAAGGAGGUGCAUUACGAUGUCGGCCAUGUCUAGCGGCAUUGAGUGUAUUCAGUGCGUGA
Alternaria infectoria is the source of this 1329-nucleotide messenger RNA. RefSeq lists its product as uncharacterized. The transcript is spliced from 2 exons. Lineage: Eukaryota; Fungi; Ascomycota; Dothideomycetes; Pleosporales; Pleosporaceae. The coding region runs from base 1 to 1329 and encodes 442 amino acids. The record is from RefSeq and is a predicted model, not a curated record.